UGACAGUUGACGUGUCGCGCCACCGUCGAGGGCGCCGAGUCAAGUCGAGUCGCUUGUCGCGCUGCAUCUCGGAGAUAUGCCGUGACUGCAUCUCGGCUGUUUUACCAGCGCAAGUGCCAUCGUCGGUCGACCCCGGCAACGGGUUCGCGCGCAGCGUGUCCGAGACGACCACUAGCAUCACCAGGUUACUCCGACGUACUUUAUUCGGAGUGACGAUCCCAUCAAUCGGGCUGCUGUCAAACACGGUGCGGAGACGAGGAGACGCCAGUGGACGCCAUGAUGGACGGUAUAUGUGACACUGCCGACAUCUUAAACAGCGUGCCUCCGAAGAAGACAAUCCAUGCCGAUACCAUAGAUCUCUCAGAUAAGUCCCUGCAGGUGGACAUUUCGGAUGCUCUCAGCGAGAAGGAUAAAGUAAAGUUUACUGUACAUACAAAAACUACUCUACCUGAAUUUCAAAAACCGGACAAUCUAGUUGUGAGGCAACACGAAGAGUUUGUAUGGCUUCACGAUCGAUUUGAGGAAAAUGAGGAAUAUGCUGGUUAUAUUAUUCCACCGUGUCCACCAAGACCGGACUUUGAUGCGUCACGUGAAAAGUUACAAAAACUUGGCGAAGGUGAGGGAAACAUGACGCGUGAAGAGUUUAAUAAGAUGAAGCAAGAGUUGGAAGCGGAAUACUUGGCCACUUUUAAGAAAACUGUUGCUAUGCAUGAAAUGUUUCUGACCAGAUUGGCGCAUCAUCCAGUCUUUCGGAACGAUCAUAAUCUAAGGGUAUUCUUGGAAUAUGAUCAAGAUCUUUGUGUACGAGGGAAGAAUAAAAUGGAAAUGUUUGGUGGUCUAGUAAAAUCGUUUUCCAAAACUACCGAUGAAUAUUACUUAUCAGCUACGGUGAAAGAUGUGAAUGAUUUCUUUGAUCAAGAAAUGACAUUCCUUCAAACUUAUCACCAUAAUCUAAAAGAAGCAACGAGGUUGGCUGAUCGUCAGACGGCUAAACAUAAAGAUGUGGCAGAUUCAUAUAUAAAGAUUUCCACCAAUCUUUUACAAUUAGCUACAACAGAUACUGGAAAACUCGAAAGAUUCUUAACUAAAAUAGCUGAGACUUUUGAGAAAUUACGAAAAGUUGAAGGACGGGUAGCAUCAGAUGAAGAUUUAAAAUUAUCAGACACUCUUCGUUAUUACAUGAGAGAUACAGCUGCAGCUAAAAGGCUUCUUUUUAGAAGACUGAAAGCUUUACACGAAUAUGAGUCUGCAAAUCGUACUCUUGAAAAAGCUCGUGCCAAAAAUAAGGAUGUUCACGCGGCACUGGAGGUUGCUGAGGCGGAACAAGCACAAAGUGAGGCAUGUGAGAAAUUUGAACAGAUGUCUGAUAAAGGAAAAGAAGAAUUAUUAGAUUUCAAAACUAGGCGAGUAGCAGCGUUUAAAAAGAAUCUCAUUGAACUAACAGAACUGGAAAUAAAACAUGCUAAAUCGCACGCGGAAUUGCUCAAGAAAUGUUUAUCCGUGCUCCGGGAAGAGUGAUCUAGUUUUAACGUUGCCAUGGAUGAACCUACGCGCAUGCAUUCUGUAUGCAGAUAACAGUUUAUUUAAAAUAUAAUAAUGGUACUGUAAAAAAUACUAUAUAUAUUUUUUGUUAACUAAAUUUAUUAGAUCUAUCUUACAUUGAAAAUAAAAUACUGUAUUAAUAGCUGCAAAGUGACUGCGAAAAACGGAUAUUUACUAUCUAUCUUUGAGCUGUAAAAAGCUAUGCAAGUGCUGCUAUCAGCUUCUGCUUAAUAGAAUAAUUAUGUAAGCAAUUUUAUAAGAGUUUGGAUAAUACUUGUGUUAGAAAGAAAUAACACGCAUUUCUAUUGUAAAAAAAUUAAAUGUUAUCGAGUCCCUUUGCAGCUUUGAAUUAAGAGCCUCUCUGUUACACUUAUAAAGGUUCUCUAUAUAAACAUAAAUAUA
This is a messenger RNA of Camponotus floridanus (Florida carpenter ant), 1944 nucleotides long. It is a transcript of the gene Snx6, whose product is annotated as sorting nexin-6. Gene Ontology annotation, molecular function: phosphatidylinositol binding. The transcript is spliced from 11 exons. The coding region runs from base 277 to 1518 and encodes 413 amino acids. The record is from RefSeq and is a predicted model, not a curated record. NCBI's taxonomy places the organism in Eukaryota, Metazoa, Arthropoda, Insecta, Hymenoptera, Formicidae. Gene Ontology annotation, biological process: phagosome-lysosome fusion involved in apoptotic cell clearance.